Messenger RNA from Erinaceus europaeus (western European hedgehog), 6170 nucleotides. It is a transcript of the gene ZNF668, whose product is annotated as zinc finger protein 668. Bases 774 to 2714 code for a protein of 646 amino acids. The transcript is spliced from 4 exons. Gene Ontology annotation, cellular component: nucleus. The record is from RefSeq and is a predicted model, not a curated record. Lineage: Eukaryota; Metazoa; Chordata; Mammalia; Eulipotyphla; Erinaceidae.
ACACACACACAAUCUCUAACUGUUAGUCAUGCCUUCACAGUAACUGUUGGUCAUCACCAGGGAGCUAUGAGAUUUGGAGUACAGCCGCUCCAGAGGGUGGACCAGGAUUCCUGUGUUGGGUGGCGUCUCUCACAGCUGUGCGUGGCCAGAGUUCUGUGUCACCACCUGCUGCCUUAGAAGCCAACUGGCCAGAGAGGAGAGACAAUUAUAUAAGCCAGGGACCUGUCCCUGUAGACAAGAGUCGCCACAGACGACCCAGGACUUCCCCCACCUCCCCCUUGGCACCUAGACACCUUCAGGCCAGAUCAUGUCUCAGUCUUGCAUGUUGUCUGCUUUGCCUGGACCUCCCUCCUGGCACCUGGGUUCAAACCCCUGCUUCCCCCUGCAGGUGGGAAGCUGCAUGAGUGGUGAAGCAGAUCUGCAGGUGUUUAUCUUCCUCACUUUCUUUCUUUUUUUUUUUUUUAUUUUAUUUAUUUAUUGGCUAGAGACAACCAGAAUUCAAGAAGGAAGGGGGAGAGAGAAAGGGAGUGAGACAGAGAGACACCUGCAGCCCCACUUCACCACUUGCAAAGCUUUCCCCCUGCAGGUGGGGACUGGGGGCUUGAACCCUGGUCCUUGCACAUUGUAACGUGUGCGCUCAGCCAGGUGCGCCACCACCCGGCCCCUCUGCCUCACUUUCUAUCUUUUCCUCUCUUGAUUUCUCUGUCCUAUCUAUUAAGGAAAGAAAAAGAAAAAGAAGAAAUGACUGCCAGGAAUGAUGGAUUCACUGUGCAAUGAGCCCCAAAGGUGGGGACCAGGAGCUUGAACCUAGGUCUUUGCACGUGAUAACAUAUAUCCUCAACCAGCUCAGUCCCGCCAGCGACACCAUGGAGGUAGAGUCUGCAGAGGCCAAGCCCCCAGCCCUCGGCUACAAGCGCGCGGGCCGCCGCUACAAGUGCCUGUCUUGCACCAAGACAUUUCCCAACGCGCCCCGGGCAGCGCGGCACGCCGCCACACACGCGCCCGCAGACGGUGCGGAGCAGGCAGCCGAGGGGACCCCGAAGCCUGAGACAGAGCCUGGGGCGGAGGAAGCAAGCGGGGACAAAGGGUCAGGGACAGCGGCCAAGCCUCGGCCCUUCGCCUGCCCGCUGUGCCCCAAGUCCUACAAGACCGCCCCCGAGCUGCGCAGCCACGGGCGCAGCCACACGGGGGAAAAGCCCUUCCCGUGCCCUGAGUGCGGCCGCCGCUUCAUGCAGCCCGUGUGCCUGCGUGUGCACCUGGCCUCGCACGCCGGCGAGCUGCCCUUCCGCUGCACGCACUGCCCCAAGGCCUACGGCGCGCUCUCCAAGCUCAAGAUCCACCAGCGCGGCCACACGGGCGAGCGGCCCUACGCCUGCGCGGACUGCGGCAAGAGCUUCGCCGACCCGUCGGUGUUCCGCAAGCACCGGCGCACGCACGCCGGCCUGCGGCCCUACUCCUGCGAGCGCUGCGGGAAGGCCUAUGCGGAGCUCAAGGACCUGCGCAACCAUGAAAGGUCUCACACCGGCGAGCGCCCUUUCCUCUGCUCAGAGUGCGGGAAGAGCUUCUCCCGCUCCUCCUCGCUCACAUGCCACCAGCGCAUCCACGCCGCACAGAAGCCCUACCGCUGCCCGGCUUGCGGCAAGGGCUUCACGCAGCUCAGCUCCUACCAGAGCCACGAGCGCACGCACUCGGGCGAGAAGCCCUUCCUGUGCCCGCGCUGCGGCCGCAUGUUCUCCGACCCCUCGAGCUUCCGGCGCCACCAGCGGGCCCACGAGGGCGUGAAGCCCUACCGCUGCGAGAAGUGCGGCAAGGACUUCCGGCAGCCGGCCGACCUGGCCAUGCACCGGCGGGUGCACACGGGCGACCGGCCCUUCAAGUGCCCGCAGUGCGACAAGACGUUCGUGGCGUCCUGGGACCUCAAGCGCCACGCGCUGGUGCACUCGGGCCAGCGGCCCUUCCGCUGCGAGGAGUGCGGGCGCGCCUUCGCCGAGCGGGCCAGCCUCACCAAACACAGCCGCGUGCACUCGGGCGAGCGCCCCUUCCACUGCGGCGCCUGCGGGAAGUCCUUCGUGGUCUCCUCCAGCCUGAGGAAGCACGAGCGGACCCACCGGAGCAGCGAGGCUGCAAGCGCCCCCCCACAGCAGGAGCUGGUCGUGGGCCUGGCCCUGCCCGUCGCUGUGGCCGGCGAGAGCUCCGUGCCCCCCGAGGCAGGUGCAGGCCUGGGGGAGCCCCCAGCAGGGCUGCUCAGCCUGCCCCCGGAUUCAGGCGCCGUGAUGGCCACCCAGUGGCAGGUAGUGGGCAUGACGGUGGAGCACGUGCCGUGCCAAGAUGCUGAGGCUGGGGAGGCCCCUGGCGGCCCCUUGGGGGGUUCUGGUGAGGUGGGGGGUGAGGAGGCAGAUGAGAAGCCCCCCCAGUUUGUGUGCCGGGAGUGCAAGGAGAAUUUCCCCACACUGACGCUCUUGCGCCGCCACGAGCGCACCCACCCCGAGCUGCGGCCGUUUCCCUGCACCGAGUGCGGGAAGAGCUUCUCGGACCGGGCCGGGCUGCGCAAGCACAGCCGCACGCACAGCUCCGAGCGCCCCUACUCAUGCCCGCACUGCCCCAAGGCCUUCCUGAGUGCCAGCGACCUGCGCAAACACGAGCGCACGCACCCUGUGGCUGUUGCGCCCUCCAUGGUGGCUCUGCUAGGAAUGCCUGAAGAGGGGCCUGCUUGAAGCCAGGCCCCCGCAGUGCUCCCAGGGGCUCAUAGCCCGCAGGAUGCACCCCAAAACCACAAAUCUCCUUUUGCCCCAGCUCAAUCAGAUCUCUGCCCCUCCCCAUGCCUGCCCCCAACUAGCUCACCUUGCCCUUCAAAGAGCUGGAGAGAACUGGGCCUCCUCCAAGCAGCACUCAUUAAGCUGUGAUCUACUUGGGGGUACCAGGAGUGGAAGCUGGGACAUGAGAUAUGGAUUAAUGGAGACCCCCUGGAUUGGCAACUCAUAAACUAGAUGGCCUUUGGGUACAUUGUUUUCCAAAGUAUGUUUCAGCUGGUCUUGUGACAAAGAGUCCCCUAAUUCUUAGAACUCUUCUUGGACUUUCUUGGUGAUCAAAAGAGUUAUAUAAAAAUCAUCAAGAAUUCCUGAAGUGGACAAGUCACUUGAGCGUGGUGUAGCCCAUACUUAUUUGACUCUGGAAACCGCUUACUGAGUAGUUGUAGCCUUUCACAGAGAAUAUAUUGGGGUCCAAAAUUAGUGUGUUAUAUACUCCUGUGGCAAAUUUAAAAAUAUUCUUGCAAUGGAGAAGCAAGGAUUCCAUUUAUAAUAGCAACAGUGACCUGAAAUUACAAAGAAAUAAACCUCAAAAGGACCAUGCCAAACCUGUAUGAAGACUUUAUGUCUUUCCUGAUAAGAGAUAGCUAAAUCCUUUUCCUUAAAGAUUCAAAUGAACUGGGUUCCCCCCCACAACUGUAUUAAAAUACAAUUCCUCUCCCAUGCAAUGAAAUUUGAAGCAUUCAGUUCUACAGAAACCCCGUCUCCGUUAGCUAGCACUCCCUAUUGCUGCCCUGCUGACUCGGUUGAUGCCUCUGAAUUUGCCUACUUAGCACAUUUUAUAUAAAUAGAAUCAUACAUGUGAUCUUUUGAAAUUCAUUUUUUUUUUUAAACCAGAGCACUGCUUAGCUCUGGUUUAUGGUGGUACGAGGUAUGGAACCUGGGACUUUGGAGCCUCAGGCAUGAGAGUCUCUUUGCAUAACCAUUAUGCUACCUACCCUCUGCCUAUGUGAUCUUUUGUAAAUGACUGCUUUAGCAUAGCUGUCCUGGAGGUCUAGUCAUGUGGUUACUCACCUCAAGACUUGAUUCCCUUUCAGUGUCAACUAAUAUUCCUCUGACUGGGUACUAUUACAUCUUGUUCAUCCCCUCACCGGCUAAUGGGCUGUGAUUUCAGUUUCUGACUUUUGUUGUGAACAGUGCUAUGAAUAUUCAGUGCACAAGUUUUUGCAUAUGUAUUUGUUUGUCUUGGUUUGCUUGUAUAUAAAUCAAGGAGUGUAAUUGCCAGGUCCCACGGCCAUUACCUACUGAACUGUGUCAGGAAGUGCUAAAUGAUCUCCCAAAGCAGUUGGAGCAUCUUCUCCGUCAACAGGGAAUUCAUGGUCCAUUGUCUCUGCCCGUUUACCAAUAGUCAUCUCUCUCGUUAUAGACAUCCCAGUGGGUGUGAAGUUGUGGUUUUGUUUUGUGUUUUCCUGCUGGCCGGUAAGGCUAAGUAUCUUUAUCAUGUGCUCGCUGGCCACUUCUAGGUCAUCUGUGGUCAAAAAUAUCUAUUCAAGCUCUUUACCCGGUUUUUCUGUUUAUUUGCUUGUUCGGUUUUGAAACUUGUAAAACUUCUCUCCUGUUAUGUGUUAUCUUUCUUCCCUUUUUCUUUUUCCCCUACUGGAGCACUGCUCAGCUCUGGCUGUUGGUGGUGUAAGAAACCAAACCUGGGACUGCCUUCCUGCAAGUAAGUCCUACUCACCACCACUGUACUUUUCUCGGUCAGUCUUCAUUUAUUGCUUUUUUUUUUUUUCCCCUGCAUUGCUGGGAUCUCACACACAUGUGAUUUCAUCAUUCCUGGGCCAGCUGUUUUAUUCUUCUGACUUCAGAUAGGGAAAUAGAGACACCACAGCACCAGAGCUUCUCCCAGAGCUGCGGCACUUCACUAUGGUGCUGGGACUCAAGCCCAAGUUGUGCACGUGGCAAGGUGUGUGCCUGACCAGGUGACCUGUCUUCAAGCACUUGUCUUACUUUUUUUUUUUGUAGCUCUUAAGGCACAAAAGUACUUACUUACUUUAUUAUUAUCAUUUAUUUAUUUAUUUUAUUCAGAGCACUGCUCAGUUUUUGGCUUCAGGGGAUGAAAUCUGGACUUGGGAGCUUCAGGCAUGAAAAUCUUAUUGCAGAACUGUUCUUUCUCCAGCCCUGAGUUUUAAUUUUUAAUGAAAUCGAAUUUUCUGUUUUCUUGCUGUAGUUCGGAGAGCCACAACUCAAGAGAACAUUUCCUAGCCCAAAGUCAUGAAGAUGUCUGUGCUUUCACCUAAGAGCUUUAUAGAUAUUUAUGAAGUUUGUAAACAAGUUGAAAGUCUAGAAAAGCUUUCAUUUUUACAGUUGUAAAACAUUUCUAGUUCCUAGCUCUUUCAUUUGGGUCUUUGAUCUGUUUUGACUUCUUAGAGAUGGUUUCCAGGUAGGGGUGGAAUUUCAGUUAUGUGCUUGUCGGUGUCCAAUUGUCCCAGCACCAUUGUCGAAAAUCUUUUAAAAAAUAUUUUAUUUAUUUAUUAAUGAGAGGGAUAGGAGGAGGGGGAGAGAGAGUGAGGGAGCCAGACAUCAGUCUGGUACAUGUGCUGCUGGGGAUCAAACUCAAGACCUCAUGCUUGAGAGUCCAGUCCUUUAUCCACUGUGCCACCUCCCGGACCAUGACUUUUUUUUUUUUUUAAUCUGAGUCCUGCUCAGUUUUUGUUUAUAGUGGUGCUGGGAUUGAACCUAAAAUAUCAGAGCCUCAGGCAUGAAAGUCUUUUUCUAUAACCACUAUGCUAUCUCCCCAGGCUAAAAAGACUAUUCUUUCUCCAUUAUCUUCACAUCCUUGUUGAAAAUACUCCCACCAGAGUGCUUGGUACCUGCAUGACUCCACUCUGUUCCCAGUGGCAUUAUUAUUAUUAUUAUUAUUAUUAUUAUUAUUAUUGACAAAAAACUGUGACAUCUUAGUUACUAAAGGUUUGGAUGUGAAUUUGAAAAUCAAGACCUGUGGGUUUGCCAAGUUGUUUUUCUACUUCAAAAUUAGUUUCGUUUUUCUAGGUCCAUUACAUUUCCAUAUAAAUUUUAUCAUUAGAUGCCAAAAAAAAAAAGAGGGAGAGAAGUGAGCUGGCAUUUUGAUAGAGCUUGUCUUGAGUCUGUGGAUCAAUUUGGGGGCUGUUUGUCUUAACAAUGUUCUGACCCAUCAAUGGAAUAUUUAAAAAUGUUAUUUAUUUAGAUUUUUAAAAUUUCUUUCAACAUUGUUUCAUAUUUUCAGUGUAUAAGUAUCACGCUCUUUGUUCUGUUUAUAUUUAAGUACUUUAUUCCUUUUUGUUGCUUUCACAAAUGGAAGUUUUCUUUGUUUCAUUUUGGCAGGGGGAGGGGGGGCUGGUCAUUACUAGUGAUAUGGAACAAUAAAUUUUGUACAUUAUUCUUGUA